GGUUGGUUCUCCAACCUAAAGCAUUGGUCUAAAUUUCAGAUACUAAAAAUGGCUGAAGAAAGUUUAUUAGCUUCUCCAAGUAAAUCUUCUUCACUUCUCUCUGAGAUAUCAAAUGCCUCUACGAGACCUUUUCUUCUUGCCUUCACUGUUGGUUCUUGUGGCGCUUUCACCUUUGGUUGCAUUGUUGGAUAUACAGCUCCUACACAGUCAAGUAUCAUGAAAGACUUGAAUCUAUCCAUAGCUGAUUUUUCACUCUUUGGAUCGAUAUUGAACGUUGGACUAAUCCUUGGAGCAUUGAUCUGUGGCAAAUUAACAGAUUUGGUUGGUCGUGUCUACACAAUAUGGAUAACAAACAUCCUCGUUAUGAUCGGCUGGUUAGCUAUUGCAUUUGCCAAGGAUGUUUGGCUACUCGAUCUUGGAAGGUUAUUGCAAGGGAUCUCGGUCGGAAUUAGCUCAUAUUUGGGACCAAUUUACAUCAGCGAGAUAGCACCAAGAAACUUGCGAGGAGCUGCUUCUUCCUUAGUGCAGUUAUUCGCGGGAGUUGGUAUAUCGGUCGUUUAUGUACUCGGAACAGUAGUUGCUUGGCGCAAUUUAGCUAUUUUAGGAUCUAUACCUUCAUUAAUGGUUCUGCCUCUUCUUUUCUUCAUCCCCGAAUCUCCUAGAUGGCUAGCUAAAGUAGGGAGGGAAAAGGAGGUUGAGGCGGUUUUGCUAACCUUGCGAGGAGCAAAAUCUGAUGUAUCAGAUGAAGCAGCAGAGAUAUUAGAAUAUACACAACAUGUGAAACAACAACAAGACGUCCAUGGCCAUGGUCUCUUCAAGCUGUUUCAUCGAAAAUACGCGUUACCACUUACGAUUGGAGUUGGUCUUAUAUCUCUACCUCAGCUUGGAGGUCUUAAUGGUUAUACCUUUUUCACUGACUCCAUUUUCACCUCUACCGGUGUAUCAAGUGACGUUGGAUUCAUAUUGACGUCUAUUGUUCAGAUGUCUGGAGGCGUUUUAGGUGUUCUGCUUGUGGAUAUAUCCGGAAGACGUUCUCUCCUACUAGUUUCUCAAGCUGGAAUGUUCUUGGGUUGUCUUGCAACAGCCAUUUCAUUCUUCUUGCAGAAAAACAAUUGCUGGGGAACUGGAACACCAAUAUUGGCUCUUAUUAGUGUUAUGGUGUAUUUUGGAUCAUACGGAUUAGGCAUGGGACCGAUACCAUGGAUCAUAGCAUCAGAGAUUUAUCCGGUAGAUGUGAAGGGAGCAGCGGGGACAAUUUGUAACUUGGUUAGCUCUAUAAGCUCAUGGCUCGUUUCUUACUCCUUCAACUUCUUGCUUCUGUGGAGUUCCACUGGAACAUUUGUGAUAUUUGCCAUAGUGAUGUGCAUUGGAUUGGUGUUCACAGCCAAGCUUGUUCCAGAGACCAAAGGCAAAUCUUUAGAAGAGAUUCAAUCCCUUUUCACUGAUCCUCCUCCUGAAGAUUCUAAUGUUUUCUAAGAAAUAAACAAUAAACAUACACAUAAACCGAUCAGAGUUAUAUUUUCAUUUUAUAUUUUACCAUUGGUCCAUGUGCACAUAAAUACCUAUUUUCUAAAUAGGUCCAUAAAAUUUAAGGCUUUAUGUACGUACAGGUCUGUUUAAACAUCAUCAUUAAUAUAUGUUCUUGUUAUA
Molecule: messenger RNA, 1650 nt
Organism: Capsella rubella
Lineage: Eukaryota; Viridiplantae; Streptophyta; Magnoliopsida; Brassicales; Brassicaceae
Product: sugar transporter ERD6-like 14
Exons: 18
Coding region: 49-1476 (475 amino acids)
Biological process (GO): transmembrane transport; carbohydrate transport
Cellular component (GO): membrane
Molecular function (GO): sugar transmembrane transporter activity
Source: RefSeq, a predicted model, not a curated record